AGGUCAUCGAAGGACUUAACUUUGAGCUCAUACAAUAUUGAACAGUAAAUUUUAAAACAAUUGAAAUCGAAACUGCGCAAUUGUAAAAAGAGCGUUUCUUGGAAGGAAUAAGACGCGGAUAUUUACAUGCAAAUUUCAAUAGCCCAAAAUAAAGGGUUCCGUUGUAAAGAGUUGUUUUACUUCACGAAUAUUUAUGUUCUCUGACAGCACUGUUUUCCUUGUUUGAACAUCGUAUUGUUUGAAGAAUUAAGGAAGUGAUUGCAAAUGUCAGCAGACCCAUUCAAGUUAUGGAUCACUUUAAGCUGUUUGAAAGAGUAACUGGUAGAAUUUCAUUAAGAAAUGGAGAAAUUUUUGGCAAGACACUAAGAGACGCUUGCAAAAAGACUGGGGCGGAAUAUCACGAAGCUGCUGAAUGGAUUUUGAUUUCAGGGAACUUGGAACAAGUGGUGCAGACCAGGCAGAUUGUCAUCAGUAAAUUUCAGGAUGAUGGUCGAAGUAGAAAGACGUCAAGUUCUUCUAGCCAUGGCGAAGCUGUUACCGCAAAGCCCAGUGGAGCCAUCAAUGAAACAUUGCCAUCAAUAGCAAAGUAUAUACAAUGUUAUCAUGGUCAUGAUCUAAAGACUAUUGAACAAAAAUAUCAAGUGGAAAUCAUAUGGUCCAGUGACAAUACUAAAGUGUACAUUAAACCAAGUUCUGGUGUAAAUCACAAUGUUGAUUUGUUUAAUUUGGCUUGUGACAGGUUUGCGGAAGUAUAUCACCAUUUUCAUAACAAACUUGAAUGCAAUUCAUUUGAUGUGAGUCAAGAUAAAGCUGGCUACAGUUCUGAACGUUUAAAAACCAAAAUAUGUGGUCUACCCCAGCAUGUGCCUCGCCUUAUUUUGGAGAAAUCAUCAGAUGGUCGUAAAUUUCAUAUAUGGGGUACAAACUUAGCGCUAAACCAGGCCAAUGAGUGGAUCCGCGAACAGCUUGGUGGGGUGGUUGAGAGACCAAGAUCCAUCUCGCCCAAAAGUCCAUCCAAAGAUGCCUUGAUUCAUGAAACUGCAAAUAAACUUAAAGUUGUUGUGUACCAAGGAGACUUAACAAGAGCGAAAGCAGAUAUUAUUGUCAAUGCAUGUAAUGAGCAUUUAGAUCAUGGUGGUGGUGUUAGUUUUGCAAUAUCUAAGGCAGGGGGACCAGCAAUACAAAAAGAGUCUGAUGACUUUGUUCUUAAACAUGGAGCUCUACAAACAGGGGAUGUUGCUGUCACUGGAUCUGGGUAUCUGCACUGCAAGAAUGUCAUUCACGCUGUUGGCCCACGAUGGAAAAAACACGGCAGAGAAAAGUGCUUAAUGCUGUUCCGCAAACUCUUCAUGAAUGUUUACAGAGAAGCUUGCAAACUUGGAGCAAAGUCAGUAGCCAUGCCUGCGAUAAGUUCUGGUAUUUAUGGUGUCCCAAAAGAAGUCUGUGCACAGGCAGUAUUCACCUUUGUUGAAGAAAUUGAUCACGAACUAGCCUUAGACCAGAGUGCUCGACCAUUUGAAAUCAUUUUAGUAAAUAUUGACGGUGAAAUUUUUAAAACAUUCUCAGUAGAGUUCAAUAAGUGGCGAUUUAAGGGUAAAAAGUUACAAAGAAGACACAGUUUUGGAUCAAUCACGCGUGUUGUGAAAGAAAAGCCGGUGGAAACAAAGUCAGUUGAUGACAUGUUCAAACCACCAAAGAUGAAAGCGUCGUUGAUUGCGUUGCGUCAGCCUCUCCAAACAUCUUUGAAAGAUGAUCAUAGUCCAGACACCACAUCUGUGGCAUCAAGGAGCAAGCGUGGAUGCAAUUGGACAAGUGUGGAUAGUUCCUCAUCUAAGAGCAAGAGCUCACCAGGUUCUGCUGUUUCUAUCACACCUGGUAGUCAAGUGAAGAUCAUAACAGCUGGUGCAACCACUCCGUCAACACCUGGUACAACCAUUUCGUCAACAGCUGGUGCAACCACAGCUAGAGGGAUCACUAACCACUUCAACCGAAGCAGUGCCAAUACGUACUCGCCCGACCCAGCAAUCCCAGGUCAAUAUGGUGCAGUUUCGUCCACAAAUCAAACCACAACUAGAAAUAAACAUGAUUCAACGACUACAGUCCGAUAUGAGGAAAACGGAGUUGCUUCACAUUCACCUCACUCUGGUGAUAAUUCUGAUGAUUGUAUCAUAUGCCGGUGUCCUCCCACAAAUCCAGUUUCCUUGCCUAAAUGUGGUCAUACAUUUUGUAAGUCUUGCAUUGAAACAGCAUUUACGUAUCAGAAGAAGUGUCCGACCUGUCAGGAAGUUUAUGGGAUCACUGAAGGUGACCAACCAGAUGGUACAAUGGAUGUACAAAAAUACUCCAACAGUUUACCUGGUUAUGAAAGUUACGGUUGUUACGUCAUCACUUACGUCAUCCCGGGCGGUCUCCAAGGCAACAAUCAUCCCAAACCGGGGCAAAAAUUCACAGGCACGAAACGUCAGGCAUUCUUACCUGCAAAUAAAGAGGGGAAAGUUGUUUUGCACAUGCUGAAAAAAGCAUUUAAAAAGAAAUUAAUAUUUACCGUGGGAAGAUCAAAUACGACAGGUCAAGAAGACUGCGUCACCUGGAAUGAUAUCCAUCACAAAACCAGACUUGAUGGAGGACCACUACAUUUUGGUUAUCCUGAUCCUGAGUACUUGAAAAGAGUAAAAGACGAGCUGAAGGCCAAGGGAAUUGUUCCUGAGAAAGACAUUGAGAUGAGUGUUCUAAGUGUCAAGACAUUUCUUUCAGAUAUUUCAGAUACGGAGUGUCCAAUAUGUCGCUACCCGUUCACAAACGUAACCGCUUUACCAAAAUGUGGACACAGGUUUUGCAAGACCUGUAUUGACACAGCAUUUGCAUAUCAGAAGAAAUGCCCCGUGUGUCAGCAGCCGUAUGGAAUCGCCAGAGGGAGCCAACCGAGUGGAACAAUGAGUGUCAAACGAUCAUCGCAAAAUUUGCCUGGUUACGAGGGAUAUGGGUGUCACGUCAUCACAUACGCCAUACCAAGUGGUCGUCAAGACAGCAGACAUCCAAGACCUGGUCAGGCAUUUUCAGGCACCACACGUCACGCGUAUUUACCUGCAAAUAGAGAGGGAGAUGUUGUAUUGAAAAUGUUGAGAAAAGCAUUUGAUAAUAACUUGAUAUUUACAGUAGGAAGGUCUUACACGACUGGGCAGGAUAAUUGUGUGACGUGGAAUGAUAUUCAUCAUAAAACAAGCAUCACUGGUGGACCACAAGGAUUUGGUUAUCCAGAUCCAGACUACCUUAACAGAGUAAAAGACGAGCUGAAGGCCAAAGGUAUAUUUCCGGAGUAACAAAUUGAACCAUAUUGAUUGUUGAACAUGGCCUAGUUUUUCUUAGAAUGCCGUUUCUUGGAAAACAGUAACGGGCUUUCCUGGAAUGCAAUUUCCUGGAAAAGAAGCAAACAAAACAGUUUUGUAAAAAUAGUCCUAGUUUGUAUUUUAUUUGUACUCUACUAUAUGCUAAGAUUUGAAAGUCUUCUAUCCGAAAUGACACUUAAUUGAAACAAUCUAUUGAUCAUAUCUGAUCUUAACGUUUCUUACGCCACUUAAUCGAUACAAUUGCAUAAUCCUUAUAAAUCUCCAUGGCAAUCGUUAGUAUACAUCAGUUAU
This is a messenger RNA of Dendronephthya gigantea, 3638 nucleotides long. RefSeq lists its product as uncharacterized. The coding region runs from base 288 to 3320 and encodes 1010 amino acids. NCBI's taxonomy places the organism in Eukaryota, Metazoa, Cnidaria, Anthozoa, Malacalcyonacea, Nephtheidae. Gene Ontology annotation, biological process: protein ubiquitination; Notch signaling pathway. The record is from RefSeq and is a predicted model, not a curated record. The transcript has 7 exons.